UGAAAAGGGCAGAAAAGUCAUCUGCGGUCCUCGGCUCCUCCAGGGUUUAAACAUCCAGUGGCUCUCUCCGAUUAGAGUUCGUUUGAUUUCUCACUCUCACUCUCAUUUCAUUUUCGUUUCCAAUUCCGGAAGUAUCGAAACCACUUACUUUUUCUAUCAUCGAUUUGAGGAGUAAAACUGGUGAUCUCUUUUACCUUUCAGGAGAAAAACGAGACCACCUAUUUGUAUCAGAAUCAUGGCUGAAAGUGAUAGAAACGAACCAAUCAACGAGCAAGUAGUUGCGAAUAUGUACACUGCUAUGCGAUCUGAACUAAACCAAAUUUACUCGAAAAUAACUGAACUUGAGAUGGAUGUGAGUGAGCAUUCAUUAGUCAUCAAUGCUAUCCAACCGCUUGACCCUUCCAGACGAUGCUACCGAAUGAUUGGAGGUGUGCUGGUCGAGAGAACUAUCAAAGAGGUCCUGCCUGCUGUGCAGCGCAAUAAAGAGGGAAUUGAGGAGGUCAUUGCAAGGCUUAAUGAGGCUGCUGAAAGGAAGAAAAAGGAAAUUGCUGAUUUUGAAGCCAAGUACAAGAUCAGGAUAAGAAAGUCUGACAGUGAAGUAAAAGAUGAUACUAACAAGAAGGAGGGCUCUUCUCAAGGUGUUCUUGUGGGUCCUGCAGGUUCAAGUGAAUGAGAGCUCUCAUGUACUUUCCAUCUUCUUUACAGUUUAUCGGACAUGUUUGAUCAAGUUUUCCUCACUUUUUUGUUUAUGGUGUCCGCGCUUAUGGACAUGUAAUUAGUUGAACAUGGCUGUUUGACUAGCUUAUAUGAAUGAACCUGAUUGUGUUUGAAAAUGUUCGAAUGACAGCUGAUUUUGAACGAAA
This is a messenger RNA of Populus euphratica (Euphrates poplar), 863 nucleotides long. RefSeq names its product prefoldin 2 (gene PDF2). Gene Ontology annotation, cellular component: prefoldin complex. The transcript is spliced from 3 exons. The record is from RefSeq and is a predicted model, not a curated record. Gene Ontology annotation, biological process: protein folding. NCBI's taxonomy places the organism in Eukaryota, Viridiplantae, Streptophyta, Magnoliopsida, Malpighiales, Salicaceae. The coding region runs from base 236 to 673 and encodes 145 amino acids.